Molecule: messenger RNA, 771 nt
Organism: Fusarium graminearum PH-1
Lineage: Eukaryota; Fungi; Ascomycota; Sordariomycetes; Hypocreales; Nectriaceae
Exons: 4
Coding region: 1-771 (256 amino acids)
Source: RefSeq, a predicted model, not a curated record
AUGCCGCACGUCAGGGCUGGAUACAGUCCGGCUUUUGCUGCAUUCGCAUCGCUUCUUAUUGGUCAACACGGCACGCGGUAUCGGGGACACAACCGCAGCAAUCUUGAUGCUUAUGUUGAAAACGAGUCAGACUCCUCCUGCAAUUCCUGCAAUACAUCGAGGGCUUCAGUUCUCCGAAGUCAGGAGCUAAUCGAGGCUGAGAUUAGGCGAGUCAAAGUUAUCAGGUCCUAUGGCCGAUAUGAACCAGAUCUUGCUGAUCAGAGUGAGAAAGCGGUAAGAUCAGUCAAACGUAGCCUUCAAGCCACCAUCUGCGUCGUAUAUACUGAUUUCCUUUCUGGGCCGUGUCAGGGAGGCAUCAGGUCAGAGCGUUAUCCCGGGGUUUCACCAUGGGUGUUAGUGGCAUCUGAGCCUGGUCUGCCGCAGGGUGAGGUGUGCAUGAAUCGCAUAAUCGCGAGUAAUUUUGGUCUAACCAAGCAUCUUGGGGACAUCACCGAGCCGUCAUCAGGGUUAUGCCUGGCGCAACAGAGCGCGGCAAAUGACAUAAAUGCUUGGGCUUCCGGACAUUUGUUACGCUCGUCCACCUCAGCAGUGACCGUAUAUGGGCUUAGCACUGAAAGCUCUGUUGAACAAAUUUUGGCAAGCUGUACGGGUAAGCUGUGCGAGAUGAAGUUAAUGGAUGAAUGUGAGGUGAGACUUGCACAGCCGGCUUACAUAGCUGCCAAGAUGGUGCAAUAUUCAAAGGUUUUAGACUCAAAAAGGUGUCCCUAUUGA